Molecule: messenger RNA, 4053 nt
Organism: Seminavis robusta
Lineage: Eukaryota; Bacillariophyta; Bacillariophyceae; Naviculales; Naviculaceae
Source: the annotation of a GenBank genome assembly
AUGUCAAACCAAGAAGCUGCUCCUGCAAGCAUCACCCCCAAGGACACGGAUGCCUCCUCCAACAGGUUCAACCGAGGGAGGCCACUGCCAACCAUGCAGCCCUCCUCAAAGACAGAAGCCCAGGCAAGAAUCAAAGUCUCGAAAGCAGGAAUCACCGAGUCUCUGGAACCUUGGACUCUCAGGCAUCAAGAUUUUCCACCUAAGCAUCCUAUCUGGGACACACACACUGUUGACAAGUGUAUGAGGGGCACUCGAUGGGGCACUCCAAUUGCAGGCUGCCCCAACACCAGUGACUGUCCAUACAAAGACAUGAAAAGGAACCAAUUUCAACCUGCUCUUUGGGAGUUGCAUUCCGAAGCUGCAUGUCUGAAUUGGAGAGAUGGGACGUCCUGCUGCAAGUAUCCCAUGGAUUGCCCAUUCACAGGAUUGGGUACACACAUGCAUCAGCGAUCCCAUGGAGCUCACGCCUUCAUGGCGAGAACUCAUGUGACAAUCCCUAUCAAAAUGGAAGAUCAUGAUACCUUUGAAAUUGUGUGGGAUUCCGGAGCUAGCCACUGUAUUUCAAAUGACUUGAAAGAUUUUGUUGGUGGACAGGUACAGAACCCAGGACUGGUGCAACGGCUCAAAGGUAUUGCAUCUGGGCUGGACAUCAAGGGAGUUGGGUUCGUGGAAUGGGUUGUGAUGGACAUCAACGGGAACUUCAGACUUCUCCGUGUCCCUUGCUUGUAUGUGCCGGCUAGUCCUGUCAAACUGGCCAGUACCACAGCAGUGAUAAACCAAUAUUCAGGAGAGCAUAUUGUUCUGGAUGAUCAGUCGGCUACUCUCUCAGGAGUGCCUGGAGUUCCAUGUCGAGCUGCAGUCAAAGCUUUCCUCAACCCCAGCAACGUUCCAUCAUGUUUGGGGUAUCACUUAGAUGAGUAUGAAAAGGAUGCCGUAUACUACGGGAAGUUUAAAAACUCCUGUCAGAUCCCACUGGACUCUAGUGAUGACAGCUCAGUCUCAAUUGGAUCUACCGACAGCAGCUGGUACACCAUGCUCAAGUCCUGUGCUCAAGAGUGUGAUAAUGAUGAUGAAAGCAUGGGAUGGAUCACGGAUGAUGACUAUGAUCCGAUGAAUGAUGAUCGGCCUCAAGUGGGGACUUUUGUUGAGACUCUGGCACUCAUGGCUCAAUUUGACAAGCCCACCAUGAAACCAGCACUGAUAGCACCCCACCAACUCCGUGGUGCCAUGACACCAUCAGGGAGUUUUCAACUCAUUUGGGACUCCGGUGCUAGUCACUGCAUUACCAAUGACAAGAAGGACUUUGUUGGUCCCAUUGAGAGGUCCGGGUUCAUUAAGAAGUUGACCGGUUUAGCUACAGGAUUGAACAUCAUGGGUGUUGGAAUGGUUGAGUGGAGUGUAUUGGAUACCGAUGGGCAGCUUCGAACAAUCCGUGUCCCAGCCUACUACGUACCUGAUAGCCCUGUCAAGCUAGUGAGCACAGCACAGGUUCUUCAGCACUAUACCGGAGAGCAGAUUGUGUUGGAUGAUCAGGCAGCCACACUCACUGGCAUCAAGGGAGACUCCAGUCGAAACCAGGUCAAGGCCUUCAUCAAUCCCUACAACAAUAUCCCCACCUGUACAGGGUACCGGUUGAAUGAAGUCCACAUCGCUGUUGUCCAUCUCAACAAUAUGACCGUCACUGUGGAACAGAAAAACCUGAACCUGAGUGAACCUGAGAAGGAACUCAUGCGGUGGCAUCAACGGCUUGGGCAUUUGGACAAUCGCAAGAUCCAGUUUCUUAUGCGAUCUGGAGCCCUGGCUCACACUCUCGGAAAGAAGGCCCUGCACACUCGCGCAAGUAAGCUGUCCGAGAUUCCCAAGUGUGCUGCCUGUCAGUUUGGGAAACAGACCGUCCGCCCAACAAAAACCAAGGUCACGAGCACAGGUGCUAUUCAUGAUAAGCCUCCUGUGUUGAAGGAUGGCAAAACUCUACCUGGGCAAUCUUUCAGUUUGGAUCACUAUGUCUGCUCCACCAAGGGAGUCAAAAUAGGGAGUCGUGGUGGGGCCAACUGUCAGUGCCUCGUUGGUGGGCUACUUGCUGUGGAUUCAGCCAGCUCCAUGUUGUUCGGUGACAAUCAAGAGCACUUGAACACCCAUGAAACUCUGAAGGGAGUUGAGAAGUUGGAGCAGCUCUGCCUGGAGCAUGGUGUUGUACCCAUGGAAUAUGUUACUGACAGUGGGUCUGCCUUCACCUCAGCUGCCUUCAAGGAACAUUUAUCCAAGUACCAGCAGAUUGUACACUUUUCCCCUGAAUGGCAGAAAGUGUUUGGUGAUUCAGAGUACCAGUAUGUCCAAGAUGAAGAGUGGACUCAGCAAAGCCCCGACCCAGCUAUGGAGCGCACCCUGCAGAUUCGAGAGCAGAUUGGGGAACGUCUGGAUCAAGGGAGUGUGAUUCGUGUUGACCAACUGGCAGAUGUCCAACCAGUGCCUUGCCCUGUUGUUCAAAGGGAGACUACUCAGUCAACACCACCAACACCUGCAAAUCAACCAACAGCUGUCACUCCCAGAUAUAAAGAAGCAAGACCUGCCUCCAUCUGGGUGCCCCCAACGCCAUCUACCUUGCCAUCAUUCUCACCCAUCACCGACUCAGCCUCCGAGCCAAGCGUUUCCACAGCAGAUUCCAUUGUGAGUUCUCCGCCAACAUCUGUGUCUACCACACCAGGUUCAGUCUCCACACCAGGUUCAGUCUCCACAUAUUCACCCCCACAGAAGCCAAAGCCUAAGGGAGCAUUGCGAGAACUUGGACCCCCAGACUACAUGAUGGAAAUUCAACCCAACAAGAGAACCAGAAAAGCAACUGACAGAUACCAACCUGAGGUGAACUUGCUGGGAGAGCGAUAUGCAUUGGAAGGAAACACAUUGCAUGGUGACACCAUUUCCUACCAUUUCCCAGAACAUCAUGUCUAUGCCCUAUCUGUUCUCUUUGAUGAACCAAUUUCUCCGGAGAUUUACAAGGCUUCCAAAUCCGAUCCGGACACCAUGACUUUGGAGCAAGCCAUGGCAGACACUGAAAAUUAUGAUCGAUGGGUUGCGGCCUUAGAAAAGGAGAUUAGGGACUUGGAGGACCAUGGCACUUGGGAAGAGGUACCCAUUGGUGAGGCUCAAGGAGAAGUUGUGCCUGUAAUGUGGGUGAUGAAAGUGAAAAGGAAGCCUGAUGGUUCCUUUGACAAGUUCAAGGCAAGAGUUGUGGUGAGAGGAGACCUAAUGAAGUCAUAUGAUUUUGAAACCCAUGCACCAACCUGUGCUUGGAGCACAAUUCGCAUGGUACUCAUCUUGGCACUCACCUGGGGAUGGGCUACCUGCACAUGUGAUUACUCAAAUGCAUUCAUACAUGCCACCUUGGACAAGCCUGUAUGGAUCCGGCUUCCAAGAGGCUACCAAUCUAGUUUGGAGGGCAAAUCCUGUUUGAAGUUGAAGCGGUCCCUUUACGGCACAUCUUUUGCUCCCAAACUAUGGAGCGACUGUCUGUGCUCUGCCUUGGAGAAGUAUGGCUUAAGCCAGUCACAACAAGACAAAUGCUUGUUUGUCAAACCUGGAAUGAUGGUGGUAACCUACGUGGAUGAUCUUGUCUGUGCAUUCCAGGAUCCCACAGAGAAAGACAAAUUCUUCAAGACCAUGGAGGAUUUCGGCCGGCUCAUUUCAUCAAUUUGUCUGGCUACUGCUGAGGCCGAGUAUUAUGCUCUGUCUCACUGUCUCCGUGUCCUGCUGUCAAUUCGGCGUGUGUUGGAAGAACUGACCCAGCUCCUGGAAGUGCCCCAUGAGAUGCGGGUUACCAUUACAUCAAAGGCUGCUGAAGACAACAGUGCAGCUUUGAUUCUGGCCCGUGAUCAUCGUCUCACAUCCAGGACCAGGUACUACCACACACAAGCCCAUCACUUCUGGCAACACGUGGAUGACGGGACUGUCCAAAUCGUGCCCUGUGAGACGGCACUAAUGGAUGCGGAUUAUUUGACCAAGAGCAAGCCUCGGGAGGGUCAUGAAUCCAAUCGCAUGCGUGUCCAAGGUUGGUAA